This is a messenger RNA of Cladocopium goreaui, 1611 nucleotides long. NCBI's taxonomy places the organism in Eukaryota, Dinophyceae, Suessiales, Symbiodiniaceae. The record is from the annotation of a GenBank genome assembly.
AUGAGCGACACACCAUCUGAACCUGAAGAUUCGCCCGGCGAGACCGCAAAACCCUCGACCGAACAACCGGUUAAGUCCUCGACGACUUCCGACGAAGCUAGCACGAUUUCCUCGGACACCUCGUCAACCGAGGGGCCUCAGGAUUUUCUGGCGAAAUACCCCUGGGUUCCAUUCGUUGCUCCGAUGGUGGUCUACAUGCUAGCAAACUCGCUCGAGCCCCAACCGCCAGGGCCCGAUGGCGAGGCCAACCCUGGCCCACUCGGCCUGUCCUACUCUUAUUACCCGUUGAUCUACGCGGCAAAGAUCGUGAUCACGCUGAUCACGAUCGCCAUCGUCUGGCCCGGCUAUCAUCCGUUUCGCUUUCGGGUCUCGCCGUUGUCCUUCCUGGUGGGUGCGGUGGGGGCCGUCGUCUGGAUUGGGCUCUGCCAGCCGCCCGUGCUCGAUGCGAUGAACAACCUGCUGAACAGCGUCGGGCUCUCCAGCUUUGCCGAAGCCGGCGAACGCAGCGGAUUCAAUCCCCUGGAACAUUGGGCCGACAGCCCAGCGAUGGCCUACGCGUUUCUUGCCCUGCGGCUGUUCGGCAUGGUGGUGGUCGUCGCCUGGAUCGAAGAGUUCUUCUGGCGGGCGUUCCUCAUUCGCUUCCUGCAAGGCAGCGACUGGUGGAGGAUCGAGUUCGGCACUUAUCAACUCGGCCCACUGGCCGCCACCACAGUGGUGUUCGCACUCGCUCACCCCUUAACCGAGUUCCCAGCCGCCAUCGCUUGGUUCGCCGUCGUCUCCUGGCUCAUGCUCACCACGCGCAACAUCUACGACUGCAUCAUCGCCCACGGCGUAACGAAUCUUCUCCUGGCCAUCUACGUAAUCGUCACCGGCGCCUGGUUGGACCAGCAGGCCGAUCCGACGGUUUUCCCUCCUAACCUUUGGCCGCUGCAACUGAUCUUCAGCCAGGUGCUCGACGCCAUGACUCCAGCCCCCUUCAAGCGUCGAUCAGAAAGCGAAGUCACCGAUCCCUCGCUGCUCGAAGCCACCCAGUUGUUCCUGCAGGAUCAAUUGGCCGGGCGGGACUCGUCCGAAGUUUCGGCAGAUGCGUGGGAGUGUUUUUACGACCUUUACAGCCCUGUAGUCCGUCGUUUUGCGAUCUCUUGCGGCGUCUCGCAAAGCGAAAUCGACGACUGUGUGCAAGACGCGUUGCAGUCGGUACUUCAGGCACUGCCCGAGUUCCGCUACGACGCCGAACGCGGUCGCUUUAGGACGUGGCUCUACACGCUGGUCCGCAACAAGGCCACCGACAUGGUUCGCCGCCGUGCACGACGGCCCACCAGCCAUCUUUCUCCCGAAGUGGCUUCGUCGCUGCACGAUGCAACGGCCGAUCCUGCGGCUGAAUACGAAAAUCAAUGGAAUGUCGAGACAGUGCACGCGGUUCUCGCCCAACUCGAGGCCGACGUUUCAGAGCGUGACUAUCGCGUCUUCUACAUGAGGGCCAUCGAAGGGCUCUCGGUCCAGGAAGUUGCCGAAGCCACGGGCUCCACGGUGGAAAAAGUUCGCUAUCGCCACCAUCGCGUGAAGAAACGCUUCGCGCACCUCUUCUCGCUCUACACAGGCGUCGAAUAG